Messenger RNA from Aspergillus lentulus, 2466 nucleotides. RefSeq names its product Golgi transport complex subunit COG4. Lineage: Eukaryota; Fungi; Ascomycota; Eurotiomycetes; Eurotiales; Aspergillaceae. The record is from RefSeq and is a predicted model, not a curated record.
AUGUCCAGGACAGAAAGCUCCAUCACCAAUGGGCAUGUGGUCUCAUCUGCAGAACAAAACGGAGAACGCACGAACAACCCCCUCCCAAUUGACGUGUUCAACGCCAGUUCCGUCGCGGAGAUCAAGGCCGCCCUGUCACACCUCCAUGAGCAAGAAGUCGCCGUCACCGCUCGGCUGGACGCCCUUGUCGCUUCCCAGAAAGAUUUCUCCCGGGAGCUAGGGCGGCUAGAUCUUCUUCGCGCCCAUUUGGGUUCCCAGACCAGCACCACCCACGCAAUCAGCCAUGGCAUGUUGUCCGACGCUGCGGCUACCGCAGAUCGCAUCUCGAGCGCCGUCCGUCGGCUCGACCUGGAGCAGUCAAGAGUGAAAGCGACGCUGGAGGUGGUAGAGCAGGUUUCGGAGCUGAAGGCUUGCGUUCUGGGGGUUGCAGGCUCCAUGGGUGCUCCGCAGGACUGGGAAACGGCGGCCAGUUAUCUGAACAGGGCGUCUAAGAUACCUUCGGAGGUGAUUCAUGGUACUUUUGCAGCCGAGAUGGUGCCGACCGCUGAGGUGCCUGACCCGCCAAACGUCACUCUGGAUAAUGCGGCUGAAUCGCUUUGCGGCUUAUUCCUGCGCGAGUUCGACAAGGCCGUCAAAGAGAACGAUGGCGCUAAGAUCACACGGUUCUUCAAGCUGUUUCCUCUUAUUGGUCGCUCCGAGGUUGGUCUGGAUGUGUAUGGGCGCUAUGUAUGCCAAGGAGUGGCAUCGCGGGCGCGAGCGAACCUCAAUGCCGGCACGGGAGGCGCUCAAAGCAAAGAUGGCUUCUUCUACGCAAAUGCGCUGACGAAACUGUUUGAGCAUAUUGCCCAACUCAUCGAUGGACAUGGAGGUCUUGUGGAGCGCCAUUACGGCCCGCGGAAGAUGAACAGGGUCAUUGAACGUCUACAGCUCGAGGCGGAUCUCCAGGGUGGGAUUAUUCUGGACACCUGGAGCGACGAGCGGCACGUCGAUCGCAAGCUUACAGACAUCAAAUCGUAUGCCUUUACGUUCUUGGUGCAGAGUUUCCUUCCUGCUCAGCGCAGUGCAACGCCUCGGUCGAGUUCCCCAGCGACUCGCGAUGGGCUCCCCGCUGAAGAUGAGGGGGUAGACAUGAAAGAGAUCGACGGGCUACUAAACGAAAUGGCAGUCAUGCUGGGCCGCUGGUCUCUCUACUGUCGCUUCAUCGCUGAAACUUGCAAUGCAACCGAGGACGAGACUCAAAAAUUUACGCCACCCAAGUUUCUACAGGAAGCGAGUCUUUCCAAGAAAAUCAAUGACCGCCUGACCAACCCAUUCAAUACUAUGACGACAUUUUUCUUCCGUCGCUCGGUUGAAAAGGCGUUUCAGUUGGAUGAGCAGCCUUCUGGUCUGACCCUGCACCCGCAAAAGCCAUUGAAGGCAGAUCCUCCUCAUAUCACAUCUGCAGUGGACGACAUCAUGUAUAUCGUCAACAAGGUCUUGCAACAGUCACUGGCCACGUCACAAAUCUCGGUGGUGACUAAUGUCGUCCCCACGUUGGGACGAGUUCUUGGAUCGGACUUCAUCGGAAUGACCCAAAGGAAGAUGCGUGAUGAAUGCUAUCCCAAAGCGCCUGUCCAAGGGGCUCAGCCGCCUGAACAGAUUGUGAUCUCCUUCCUCGUCUUGAUCAACAAUCUGGAUGUUGCUGUCGACUACAUACGCCGCAUUGUGCAGAACCACACCGAGACGAAAAAGACCAUCACUGGCCUGGACGGUCAGGUCGAGGAAACAGACCAGCUGAGGUCCCUGUUCCCCGUGCCUGCAGAAGCCCAACUUGCGGCGCAAACGCUGCAGACCCUCGCCUCGUCCUUCGAGUCCAAAGUGAAUGACCUCCUAUCCGACGGUAUCCAGGUUGUAUUCAACAACGUCGUAAAGCACCGCCUGCGACCUAUCCUUUCAGAUGCUUUCCGAGACAUCGAAUACCAGCCACGGGACGACAGCGACCCAACGAGCACCGUCUACCACGACUACGGCGAUGGAGACGAAGACGUAGACGACGGCGCCAGCCGAGCGGAGCUGGUCCGUCCCCGCUUCGCCGCCAGCUGGACCGAGCUUCUCCUCCCCAUCUCCCGCAUCCUCACAGCCUCAGCCUUUGACCGCCUUCUGAACGUCACAGUGGCGUAUCUGGCCCGACUGCUCGAGAAGCGACUGUGGUCGUACCACGGACGGAUCAACGCACUUGGCGCCACCCGCCUCGAGCGCGACGUCUCCGGCGUGAUAAGCGCAGCAGUGGACGUCGGCGGCGCCCAGGGCGCCUCAGGACGAUACCGACACCGGGAGGCGUUCGCCCGCUGCCUGCAGAUGGUGCUAGUGAUGGGGAUGGACGACGACGAAUGGGAGGACGUCACCCGCGGAGGUGAGACGGCAGACGUGCUCGAUAAGCUCAAUCGGGAGGAGCGCGCGCGAAUCCGUGCAAUGGUGCGGCGGUGA